This is a messenger RNA of Leptidea sinapis, 1631 nucleotides long. RefSeq names its product probable chitinase 2. NCBI's taxonomy places the organism in Eukaryota, Metazoa, Arthropoda, Insecta, Lepidoptera, Pieridae. Gene Ontology annotation, molecular function: chitinase activity; chitin binding. Gene Ontology annotation, cellular component: extracellular region. The coding region runs from base 75 to 1583 and encodes 502 amino acids. Gene Ontology annotation, biological process: chitin catabolic process; carbohydrate metabolic process. The transcript has 8 exons. The record is from RefSeq and is a predicted model, not a curated record.
AAUAAGAUUGCUAAUGCUUUGAUGCAACUGAUAACAUUCGGUAUAUAUAAAGUAAUUAAGUAUUUUCCGAACUAAUGAUGUGCGUAAAAUACGUUUGUUUGUUUUUCGUGCUAUCAACAUUUGUUGCGGCCAAUGAGAAAAAAGUAGUAUGCUACUACGGAACAUGGGCAACCUACAGAAAUGGACUUGGCAAAUUCGAUGUGGAAAACAUAAAUUCAAAGCUUUGCACACAUUUGGUGUAUGCCUUCGCUGGGAUUGAUCAUCAAGGAAAUAUUAUAUCGCUCGAUCCUUACCUAGAUUUGCCUGAUGAUUGGGGAAGAGACAACUUCAGAAAAUUCAACGCAUUAAAACAAAAUAACCCUAAUUUGAAAACUAUUUUGGCUGUUGGGGGUUGGAAUGAAGGUUCAGCUAAGUAUUCGAUUAUGGCUGCAAACGCAAAUCUUCGAAAAAAUUUCAUUACAAGCACUACCAAUAUGUUACUUACUUAUGGUUUCGAUGGCUUGAGCUUGGACUGGGAGUAUCCAAACAGGCGUGAUUCUGUUUACGGAGUUGAUGACAUUGACAACUAUACGAAGCUACUAAAGGAGUUGAAAUCGGAGUUUGUGAAACAUGGCUUAAUUUUGACUGCAGCUGUUUCGCCUACAGCUGCAACUGCAGCUUUGUCUUAUAAUAUACCGGAAAUAUCACAAUAUUUAGACCAAAUUGAAAUAAUGACGUAUGAUAUGUAUGGUCCUUGGGAUGAUGUCACUGGUCAUAACUCCCCAUUGCACAAGGGCGAAGGCUUCAAAAACAUAUCCAAAGAUAUGCUUAAUACCUUGGAUGUAUCUUUACAAUAUUGGCUCUCACAAGGAUGUCCUCCAGAGAAGUUAUUAAUCGGUGUUCCAUUCUAUGGAAACACAUUCAUCUUGGCCAAUAGCAAUAUGAGUGGUGUUGGAGUUCCGUCGAAUGGGAUCGGAAUAGCUGGACCUUAUACUGCCACUAGAGGUCAUAUUGGAUACAAUGAAUUUUGCAAUCUAGUCAAAACCGAAGCAUGGAGCAAGCGAUAUGAUGCCCUAUCGCGAGUACCCUACGGUGUGCAAGGGAGAAACUGGGUGUCAUACGAUGAUGCUGGAUCAAUUAGCGACAAAAUAAACUAUGCAGUUAAAUUCAAUGUAUCGGGUGUUAUGAUUUGGAGUAUUGAAACAGAUGAUUUCCAUGGUAUCUGUCAUUCAGAGAGUUUCCCCCUACUAAGAGCUGUAAAUAACGUGCUAGAUAAAGCUCUUUCCACGAGUAAAACUACUACCAGUACCUCUACAAGUACUUCUACAAGUUCAUCUAUAAGUACGUCAACCAGACCAACUUCAACUACAAUCAUAAUACCAUCGACAGCAGUACCAUCCAUACCUGAAUCAACACAGACUUUUGAAUGUAAAAAGGAGGGAGUGUUCCAAAAUCCCAAAAGUUGUAGCACUUUCUUUAUAUGUGUUAGAAUUCGUGAAGGGGAGUUCCAAUUAAACUCUAUGACUUGUCCUGUGGGACUUUAUUGGGAUCAUAUUCUGAUGACGUGUAAUUAUCCAGAAAACGUUGAUUGCGUAAUUAGUUAGAUGUUAUGAAAGAAUUAAAUGUUAAAUUAAAUAAUCUUAGGAUUAUAA